CAAUUGGCUAAAAAAACAACAACAAGAAAACAGUCAGCUGUUUUCCCUAAUCUACUUUCACUCCUUCCUCAUCACUUUCAACGACUUUCACAAUAGAAAAUUUCUUGAUAAGUUUUGGAGUUCAAAAUGGAACAUUAUGAAAAAAUCAGAGUAGUUGGAAGAGGAUCCCAUGGAUUGGUUACCUUACAUCGCCAAAAGCAACAUAAUAAACUUGUGAUUGUAAAAGAAGUUGCUGUAGACCAUCUAAAUGAAGAUGAAAAAAAGGCAACGUUGAAUGAAGUAAGGGUGCUAUCGAAGCUCAAACAUCCUAAUGUUGUGGCAUAUUUUGAUAAUUUUGUUCAAGAUGCAUCAGUUAAGAUAGUAAUGGAGUAUGCAAACAAGGGAAGCCUUCAUGAUCUUAUUCAAGUUCAAGAUGGGAAACUUAUACAGCAGGAUGAAAUUCUUCAGAUGUUCACUCAAAUAGUAGAAGGACUGUACUAUAUCCACAGUCAAAAAGUUCUCCAUCGAGAUCUUAAAACACACAAUAUUUUUGUUAGCCAUGAGCCAAGUGUUUACAGUAUGCCAAUCCUGAAAAUAGGUGAUUUUGGAAUAUCCAAAGUUCUAACAAGUCAGAGCAAGGCCAGUACUGUGCUGGGUACACCAUCAUACUUAUCACCAGAACUCUGUCAAGGACAAAUGUAUGAUGAACGUAGUGACAUAUGGGCUCUUGGAUGUAUACUAUAUGAGAUGUUGACUCUUAAGAAAGCAUUUGAGGCACCAACAUUAGCAAGUCUUGUCAUGAAAAUCAUCCACGGCCAAGUAACUCCCAUUGAUAGAACUAAGUAUUCAGCAGGGAUGGAACAGCUUCUGCAUACUUUGCUUCGCAUUUCGCCCUUGGAUCGCCCGACAGCAGCAAUGCUUCUGUCACAUCCAUUGAUUUGUACAACUUUAUGUAAAGUGGGCACAAGUUUAGGAAAAAUUAUUCAAAAUACAUAAAUAAUUGCACUUUUAAAGACUUUGA
Frankliniella occidentalis (western flower thrips) is the source of this 1000-nucleotide messenger RNA. Its product is annotated as serine/threonine-protein kinase Nek8-like. The coding region runs from base 127 to 975 and encodes 282 amino acids. The transcript has 6 exons. The record is from RefSeq and is a predicted model, not a curated record. Gene Ontology annotation, biological process: protein phosphorylation. Lineage: Eukaryota; Metazoa; Arthropoda; Insecta; Thysanoptera; Thripidae. Gene Ontology annotation, molecular function: ATP binding; protein kinase activity.